CACCGCUACUGCCAUGCCGUUGUGCCUGAAAUGAUUUAUUAAUAGUCAGCGAGUACGUACCUCCUCCGGCACCGACCUGACCGUGCCUUGCGUGCCGGCGCGAAAGAACUCAAGCCAAGCAAUUUGCCUUCUGCAUCUUCAUUGCCGCGAAGACGGGAGCAAACAAUGCACCAUUUCGAAUAUCAGUCUCUCUCAAAUCCGUUCACGGACAGGAAAUUCGCAUCAAGCAUCAGGAUUUGAUCCGCCGCCUGAAUUCCAUGGUGCUCCCUUAUACCAGGCAGUCGUCAUGCCGUUUUCUUCAUGCCACCACAUAUCCCGUAAAUCUGCUUCGGUUCAUGUUCUGAAAACUCGGUGGGCUUCUGAUCAAACGAUAUCACACCUCCAAAUAACAAAGUUUUCAUCUGAUGAAGAAAAUAGAUCCGAGUGGAUGGUUCGCUCGUUUGCAACUUUCUUUUUUCAUCCCAUGCCCUGCAUCAUCCAAACACUAGGUCCGUGCUUUCUCAAGUUGAAGCAAUCUGAAUGUGGCGGAUACCCCCGAUUACGUUGCAAGUUUGCAAUAGAACGUCUUCCUUCACCAUCUUUUGUGCAGCCCUGGAAGCAUCACAACAGCACUCGCUCGCUACCUUGGCACUGGCUUCGCUCAACGUUGGCCUUGCUUCUCGGACCCGGUCGGCGCCUCUGUUUUCUGGAAUAUGCAGCGAUCCUUGCGGCUCGGAUAUUGACUAGCCCAUUCAAAGCCACUGGUUCGCUCUCAAGAGUCUUUUCGAGGCUACAUCGCUUGUCGAGAGCUUCGAUGAUAUGCGGCUCCAUCGAGUGAGGAUACGCGUUGCCGGAUAUCUUCACAAAUAGAUAUUGUGGAAAUCUGCAUAUGCCCCAUCAAGAAGUCUGAGCCGCGGGAGAGAAGCAGUAGAGUGAACGCUCGUCACUGCGGACGUAACAAAUCUCGUUCGAUACUGUUGAUCGUUGGCCAUGGAAGCGCUGGCGU
Messenger RNA from Colletotrichum phormii, 985 nucleotides. RefSeq lists its product as uncharacterized. The coding region runs from base 287 to 817 and encodes 176 amino acids. The transcript has 3 exons. The record is from RefSeq and is a predicted model, not a curated record. NCBI's taxonomy places the organism in Eukaryota, Fungi, Ascomycota, Sordariomycetes, Glomerellales, Glomerellaceae.